AUGGUGGUAGGAGAGAUCGGAAUCAGUGACCUCUUCUUCAAUCCUACAAUCUCGGUAACGAACCCGUGGUGUGUACUCCCGUUGAGAUCCGCAUCGUUCUUCUGUUCUUCUGCUCUCUGCCUCCCGAAGAUAUCAAGAUCUGGUGCCGAAAGCAUGACUAGAAAUCGAGAGGCGAGUGCAAGGAUUGGUGACCUGUUCGUUUUCUUCACCUUGAAUCGAUAUUACACAAGUGACCACAUAUUGACCGGACUCAAAGAGCGAUUUGUUCGUGCAACUGGUUCGGAAUGGGAUCAAGACUGGCUUGCAAUCUAUCCCCCCACACAACCACGCCAGAACAAUGAUAUUGACUGCGGUAUGUAUGUACUGGUCAACGCGUUGCACAUCAUGGUUGGCCAUCAGGCGCCCUCGGCUUGUUGCGUCUCGAUCUGGCGAGCUAUGUUCUCGAUGCUGUUGCAUCGAACUUCAGAAUUACCUGUCGAGCACUUCUCUAAUUUGCCUGAGAUUCUCCGCAUCUUGGGCAUCUCUACACCAGUCCCGGUUGCAGAACCGUAG
Aureobasidium pullulans EXF-150 is the source of this 552-nucleotide messenger RNA. RefSeq lists its product as uncharacterized. The coding region runs from base 1 to 552 and encodes 183 amino acids. NCBI's taxonomy places the organism in Eukaryota, Fungi, Ascomycota, Dothideomycetes, Dothideales, Saccotheciaceae. The record is from RefSeq and is a predicted model, not a curated record. The transcript has 5 exons.